UUUUAGUCAGCUGCACAAGCAUGUGCACGAGUCGAGCUGAUGACUGGGCUUCCUUCUGACCAAACGGUAUUUUUAUCAAAUGUUUGAUGUUGAAAGAGGAGGUAUGGAACACCCAGCUUGUAUUUUGGAGGAUUUGAAGCAGUUUGUCGUACACGAUGCCCCACCAACAGUGUAUUACAUCCCAGAUUUCAUAUCAGAAGAUGAGGAGUCCUACCUUCUACAGCAGGUGUACAAAUCUCCCAAAACUAAAUGGACCCAGCUGUCAGGCAGACGGCUUCAGAACUGGGGAGGGGUCCCACAUCCCAGAGGCAUGCUGGCAGAAAAGAUCCCCGACUGGCUCCAGACGUACUGCGAGAAGAUCUCCUCUCUCGGUGCAUUCAGUGGGAAAACAGCCAACCAUGUGUUGGUGAAUGAGUACAAACCAGGAGAAGGGAUCAUGCCUCAUGAAGACGGCCCCCUGUACCACCCAACCGUCACCACCAUCAGUCUGGGCUCUCACACCUUACUGGACUUCUACGCGCCCAUCAGCAGUCAGGAGGCGGAUGCACCGCAGACGGAGGAGAACCGCUUCCUCUUCUCCCUGCUGGUGAAGCCGCGCAGUCUUCUCAUCCUGCAGGAGGACACGUACCAGCGUCUCCUCCACGGCAUCCGGCCCCGCGCCCAGGACACGCUGACAGACAAGGUGGUGAACCGGUCUGCUGCCGGGGCCGUGCCGGGAGAGACGCUGAUCCGAGGAACCAGAGUGUCACUGACCAUACGACAUGUGCCCAAAGUUAUGAAGACAAGGCUUGUACUGGGGAGGAAAUGAGGGAAGACUGCCUGUUUCUAUGAUAGAGUGUUAUAAUACUACAUGCUGUUUUUGCCACUGACACCAUCAAGCAUACUAUCAAUGGGACUGUCUCCUCCAGCUGCUUUAUUCACGUCUUUAUAAUAAAUCACUUCUAGCUUUGUUUAAUAUCUGUGCUGCCUCAAGUGAUCUCACUGCUGUAGUACCUUUCCUGUACUUCAUCAAAGGCAACAAUACAAACAGGGUCACAACUAGAAACUGUUUAACUGUCAUGUCUUAAAUAUUUUAACGAGCAUGGGAUCUGAGUAAAAAACAUUUGGAAGAAUGGUGUCUUAAAUGUAUUUGUUUUUGUUGAUUCAUUUUGUUCAGCAUUACAUACAUAAAAUGGAUAUGAAUCCUUAUUGGUUGUGCCUUGUCUAUGCAUUCCUCACCUUGCAACCCUCACUUAUUAACCAGAGUCACAUCUUCAAAGUUACAACUGGCUUGCUCAUGUUUUGAGUCGGCAAACCUGCCUAGACUGUUGGGACACAACCUGCCAGCUGAUCCCUGGAAAUUUAAUGCCGCAAAGCUCUUUUUGGGCUAAAGCUGUUAUUAUAUUAUAUACUGUAGA
This is a messenger RNA of Etheostoma spectabile (orangethroat darter), 1397 nucleotides long. RefSeq names its product alkB homolog 6 (gene alkbh6). NCBI's taxonomy places the organism in Eukaryota, Metazoa, Chordata, Actinopteri, Perciformes, Percidae. The coding region runs from base 80 to 808 and encodes 242 amino acids. The record is from RefSeq and is a predicted model, not a curated record. Gene Ontology annotation, cellular component: nucleus. The transcript is spliced from 2 exons.